Molecule: messenger RNA, 1810 nt
Organism: Actinia tenebrosa (Australian red waratah sea anemone)
Lineage: Eukaryota; Metazoa; Cnidaria; Anthozoa; Actiniaria; Actiniidae
Product: neuropeptide Y receptor type 2-like
Biological process (GO): G protein-coupled receptor signaling pathway
Cellular component (GO): plasma membrane
Molecular function (GO): G protein-coupled receptor activity
Source: RefSeq, a predicted model, not a curated record
UAAGAGCUAUCUUAACCGAUACGAAAUCCGAUCUGAUUGAGAACUGGUAAAACUGAGUGCAAACAGACACCAAAUUGAAACCGAACGUUUCCAAUGCAAAUAGAGACGUUUAUGUUCCUGAACCAAGAAGAGAACAAAACAACCGCUACUUAGCAAAAUGAAUGCGCUCAACUCGAAUGUUACUAAAAAUUGCUCGACAUUAAAAUGCGUAGAAGCACUAGGCUGGUACAAGGAACCGACAGGAUCAAUCGCAUUUCGUCUCUCUAUCUUCUGCUUCGUCAUUCUCUGCUCGUUGAUCGGGAACUUCAUCGUGGUGAAAGCGAUUCGUGAACGACCUCACUUAAGAAAGCCGUUCCCGUACUUCGUCGUGACAAGCCUUGCGGUGGCUGAACUCAUAGGCACAAUCUGCUUGCCUUUCUUUCAAGCGUACGAUGACUUGAUGACUUGGCCUUUUGGGGACACCAUGUGUAGGUUGAUCAACGCAUUUAUGCUCAUAUCCUACUUUGUCAUUCCGUGGUCCCUCGCUACCAUUGCUUAUCUCAGAUUCCGCACCUUCUCUAAGCGUCAAAUCUUCUUUCUUUCUGGAAAGCGGAUCGUGUUUUUCAUGGGGCUGAUGUGGUUCUGUGGGUGUCUGGUUAGUGCGCCGACUUACAUCUUUGCUCUCGAGGUCAAGACCAUCUACGAUAACCAUUCCUACUGGUGCAUCGAGCUGUUCCCAGGCGACACCCUUCAUAAACACCCCUCCCUCUCCCUCAGAAGGUACUACUUUGUUCGUUUUGUACUAAACUUUGCAUUACCAGGGUUCAUCAUCGUGUUUGCCUAUGGCGGAGUUGCGUCGAAACUCAAACGGCACCUGAUCGCCUCGACUCAGCAAGCCCACAGCGACCGCGACGACGGCGAACCGGAGCCACAUACAUUGAGCACCAUCAACAACACCAGCACCUCCGAAUCCCUUGGAAAUGUAGCAUUAGGUGAAUCAGUUCCUUCUGAAGCCGAAAGCCACACCGAUAUUAGGCAAGACGAAAGAAUGAGCGGAGAUCAGCUAAAAGAGAUCGAAAACGACAUCCUUCGAAUGAUCUACAUUGUGAUUCUCAUCUACGUGGGUUGCUAUGUGCCAUACCAAGUAGUUUUCUUGAUGGAGUAUUUUGGUUCUGCUCUUCUGAAAUGGAAGUAUUACGUCAUCGCUCGCAAGUAUGUCUACCUUCUGACCUGUUUCCCCAGUGCUCUCCAUCCUGUAUGCUAUGGAACGAUGAGUAAGUUUUACGCUCAAGUGUUUUCGAGGUUGAUUUUGUGCAAGAAAGCUCGUCGUUAGAAGUUUUAUCUCGCACGACAACCGUGGUUUUGCGGUACAAACAUUUUGCCAAAAUACUAUUCAUUUCGUACUCGAAAUAUUGGUGUUAGAUUYUGUCCUUUGCUGUUGUUGCAAGGCUUGCGUUUUGUGAAACAAUAUAUCUUUUUCUCGAGGUUGCGCGCUCAUCCAAAUUUAAGAAACGUGACGUACGGGCCACGAAACCAGAACAGGAGCUUUAUAAUGACAAUUAUCAUACCUUUCUAUGAGAUUUUUUAAAAAGAAUUUAUAAAAUCGCUUGUUCUCCGUCCUCUUUAAACACACAAUUGGCUUCUCAAUUUUACUGAAUUUUGCGUUUUUCAGUUUUGUGGCCCGUCAAGAUUGGAUGCGCACGCAACCUCGAGAAAACGAUCUGUUAACGGUUUGAUUUGAAAUUGUGCUGAAAUUUCGACGUUAAAUAUGUCUUGUAGGACUUAAAAUUAUAUUUAAUGUUCGAAUUUUAUUGAUUCUACAUGAAGUAAA